Molecule: messenger RNA, 507 nt
Organism: Drosophila sulfurigaster albostrigata
Lineage: Eukaryota; Metazoa; Arthropoda; Insecta; Diptera; Drosophilidae
Exons: 1
Coding region: 85-360 (91 amino acids)
Source: RefSeq, a predicted model, not a curated record
GACACAGUAUAACAAUUCCAGUUGAGGAAUUAAGACCUACAGCAAGAGGAUAACAAGAGGAUUCCAAGCAACAAAAGACUAAGAAUGCCGCCACCACCACACCACGAUCGUCUCUUCGGCAUCCAUUUGGGAUUGCAUUUGGGCCACCACCACGGCCACCACGGACACCACCCGCCACCACCGCCGCCACACCACCACCAUCACCACCACCACGGACCUCCGCCACCACCGCACUACGAUCACCACCAUCAUCAUCAUCAUCACGGCCCUCCACCACCGCCGCCGCACCACUUUGAUCAUCACUAUGAUCAUCACCACCACCACGGACCACCUCAUCAUCAUCAUCAUCAUCACUGCUAAGGAAUUGAUGAAAUGAAGAAGCGAUGAAUUUUGUGAUUUCCCUGUGAAGUGAAUUCAUAUUGUUUUAAGAAUUUUAUUUAUUUUAUACAAAACUGAAGAGAAACCCAUAAAAAAUAUAAAAACUCUUAAAAAGCCCAAUACAAAUAU